AUGAUGAGGUUUAGAGCUAUCACUAGCAAGCUUUAUUCUUCACGCCUUUUACCAACUUCUAAACCCUUCCUCACACCUUCUUCUUCUCCUUCUGUUGUACCUCCACUUCUAGCCAGAAUUUCUCAUGGCUCUAUCAUCCCUAAAUUUCAAGGUAAUGUUCUUUUCCCAAGGGUAUAUAUGUCAUCUUCUUCUGCAGCUUUAUUGGAUGAGGAAGUGAGAGGUAGCAGAAAUAUUGGAUUACUCAAAGGAAUUGAGGAUCAACAUGGAGGAGUUAUUAUAAACAUGGAGGACUCUAUGAAUUCUUAUGUUUUUGCUUCUAUGCUAGAAGCUUCAAUAUCUCAAUGGAGGAAACAGGGAAAGAAGGGAGUGUGGAUCAAAUUGGCUAGAGAACAUUCAAAUCUUGUGGCUCCUGCUGUUGAGGCUGGAUUUGAGUAUCAUCAUGCUGAACCAGAUCAUUUGAUGCUUGUAUAUUGGAUUCCUAAUACUCCUAAUACCAUUCCCGCAAAUGCUUCUCACCGCAUUUCCAUUGGUGCUUUUGUAAUCAAUACCAAAAUGGAGGUCCUAGUGGUUCAGGAAAAAAACGGAAGAUUCAGUGGUAAAGGAAUAUGGAAAUUGCCUACUGGAGCUGUUAAUGAGGGUGAAGAUGUUUGUGCUGCUGCAAUUAGAGAGGUCAAAGAAGAAACAGGAAUAGAGACUGAAUUUGUUGAAAUUUUAGCAUUCAGGGAAAGACAUAGAUGUUUCUUCCAAAAAUCAGAGAUACUCUUUAUAUGCAUGUUACAACCUCGAUCCUUUAACAUUGAGAGUCAAGUUUCAGAAAUUGAAGCAGCUCAGUGGAUGGCAAUUGAUGAUUAUGUAGCUCAACCUUUUGUUCAAGAAAAUGAGCUAUUUAAUUUUCUAACAAAAGUAGGAUUAUCAAAAUUGGAUGGAAAGUACUGUGGCUUUUCUACCAUGCUUACUAGCACUUCCUGUAACAAAAAAUCUCAUGUCUACAUCAACACAAAAGAUUCUGCUCAUUUGUAA
Molecule: messenger RNA, 1020 nt
Organism: Vicia faba (fava bean)
Lineage: Eukaryota; Viridiplantae; Streptophyta; Magnoliopsida; Fabales; Fabaceae
Source: the annotation of a GenBank genome assembly